Cokeromyces recurvatus is the source of this 803-nucleotide messenger RNA. Its product is annotated as Longin-like domain-containing protein. The coding region runs from base 78 to 668 and encodes 196 amino acids. Gene Ontology annotation, molecular function: SNAP receptor activity. The transcript has 5 exons. NCBI's taxonomy places the organism in Eukaryota, Fungi, Mucoromycota, Mucoromycetes, Mucorales, Mucoraceae. Gene Ontology annotation, biological process: endoplasmic reticulum to Golgi vesicle-mediated transport. Gene Ontology annotation, cellular component: Golgi apparatus; membrane. The record is from RefSeq and is a predicted model, not a curated record.
AUUUUACUUUUUAGUGCUUUAUUAUUAUUUUUUCUUUUAAAUAAACUUGGUCUUUUUUUUUUAUUAAUUGUCUUAUAAUGAAGCUGUAUUCCAUUUUAAUCUUACGCAAAGAUGCAGAUAAAGCUAAAAUUCUUGCAUCUCAAUUUGAUUUAUCUAGUUUUGGUUACUUUCAACGUGGCAGUGUCCAAGAAUUUAUGAACUUUUCAGCUACUACUAUUGCUGAACGUACACAACCAGGCCAACGUCAAAGUGUAGAGAGUGAAAAUAAUGUCGCUCAUGUUUACGCUCAUCCUCAAGGCAUUAGUGGUAUGAUUAUUAGCGACAAAGACUAUCCUUCGAGAGUUGCAUUUUCACUAUUAAACAAGAUAUUGGACGAAUUCCUUGUCAAAUUUCCUACUAAUGUAUGGAAAAGUGUGGCUACUUUAGACUAUCCUGAAUUAGCAGAUUAUUUGCGUAAAUAUCAGGAUCCUCAACAAGCAGAUACUAUAAUGAAAGUUCAAAAAGAAUUAGAUGAAACAACUGCUAUUUUGCAUAAAACAAUUGAUUCAGUUCUUCAACGUGGUGAAAAGUUGGAUUCACUUGUUGAUAGAUCAGAAGCAUUAUCCAGUCAAUCAAAAAUGUUUUAUAAAACGGCUAAAAAGACUAAUUCGUGUUGUGUAGUCAUGUAAUAUUAUAUAAAUAAUUAUUAAAUCACCAAAUAGGAAUGAAUUAUAAGGGGCUAGAGUUAUGUUGGAAAGAGGUUGUAAUAAUCAAGUUAUUUUAUUAUUAUUAAAAAAAAAAAUAGUAGAUGCCGUUUCUUAAAA